Molecule: messenger RNA, 2312 nt
Organism: Planococcus citri (citrus mealybug)
Lineage: Eukaryota; Metazoa; Arthropoda; Insecta; Hemiptera; Pseudococcidae
Exons: 8
Coding region: 98-2221 (707 amino acids)
Source: RefSeq, a predicted model, not a curated record
UAAUGCAAAAAAAAUAACAUCCAAUCUGUUGGUAAAUCGAAACUCUUAUUGCAAAUUAUAUCGAGCGAUGUCUCGAUAAAGUUCGUUUUUCCGUUUCAUGAAGUCAUACUGCACAAUGAAGAUUUUGCUUUUAAUAUCAUUCGCCUUGACAGCCAUUCCCUCAGCUCGAGGUUCAAAUUCGAGCGAGGCUCAUGACAUCACAACACUGCUAAAUGAUACCAUCGCAAAAACAUUCCAAAAUAUGAAUACAGUUACGAUCAACAAGUUAGUCCUCAGCAUAGAGAAUUUAAAAUCGUUCCAUUUUGCAACAUAUGCCGACUGUGAAUUAGGACCUUUUGAGAACGAAUUCUAUUUCACUGGUAUCACCGUAACCCCACUCAAAGUAGAAUCUGCCCACUUACGACAUGAUUUUUAUCGCAAUAGCAUGACCUUAUUCUUCAGCUACCUAUCCAUUGAAAUGAAAGGAUACUUGGGAGCGACCCCAGAUACAGCUCACGUGGGCUUUGAACGAUCUCUGGUUUUUGAAAACAUCUCCAUCUACGUAAUAGCACAACCGAUGCAAAGUUUCUCAGAAUUCCAUCCUUUCAUUAUUUAUGAUAGUUACGAAUCCACCUACAUAUAUUCGCCUUGGUUCCAUGAAAACUUGACAACAGACAUCCAAUUCGAACUAGAAAGACAGAUCAAAUAUUUCCUACCAUCCUUAUUCGCGUUCAAUUUACGAAGUAACGAGGACUUCAUGCAAACACUCCAGGCAACUUAUUGCCAUCAUCCCGAAGAAGAGAUCACGUCGCUUUAUCCUUCUUUAGAUAUUUUCAAAUCGAAAAAUUACUACUUCAUACCAAAUAUCACUUCUCUACAUCGUACCCUGAGCAAUAUAACCAUCACAGGAAUGCAAAAUUUUCAUAGUGACUCGUUCGCUGAAAAUUAUGGUCUAACUGUCAGCACUCUGACGAUUAAAGAUGUUCGAGGAACCACUAAUUUACAUUACGAUGGUCGAAAUCUUACUAUUUUCCCAUUAUACUUUGAAGUGGAAUGCAUUUCAAUAACAGUUGAUCGAAAACAGCAAAGUAUCAAUGUGACUGCGCACAAUUACACAGUUAUUGAGACUAAAAUGAACGUCUCAUUGACGGAAUAUCAGUCCAAGUGGGUAAUGGAAGGAAUUCAGUUGGCGAUCGCGUCUUCGAUAAUGCCAUCGUUGAAAUAUUACAGAAACAACACUCAGUCCACUGAUUCGCUUGAAGAACAUCCAAUUGUGAAAAUGAUCACUAAAUUAUCUCAGCAAUUCGAAAGUCGCACGAUACAAAAACUGUACGAUACUUUGAAUAUAACGAUACCCGAAAGCUUCAAGACAGCAUCAAGUAUCGAAAUAGAAUCAUACAAUUACAAUAUUUCAAUCGAUGCUAAACCCACAACAGCGUUGAAACCGUAUCCAGAUUGGAUCUAUUGUACUCUGUACAACAGCUUAGAAUUCCAUUUCGAAAUGCCUUCUUGGCGCGGGAGAAUCAACGUGCUCAAUACCACUCACAAAUUCGACUAUAUUGAUUUCCUAAUGGAAGAUACUUUCUUCAUACUAGCCAAAAGACACAAUUCAGAUGCUUUUGAACUGAGACCGGGUCUAAUCGUUGACGUAGAACUGGUCUCAUACGCGUGCAAUUUCACAUCUCACGAACAAUGGGAUAUAGCACAAGAAACGCAACAAUUGAUGAUCUCGUUGAUGAAGAAUACAAUUAUUACCCUUUUCGCAGAACCACUGCUUUCUUUACCAUUGGACUACUGUACCACACCAGUGAAAAUUUUCGACGACUUCCUGCCUUUCUACGCUGAUCACGAAUUACCCUUCAGUGUACCGGAAGGCAGAAUUUCCCAAAAAUUCAUGAAACCGAGAAUAAGCAACGUGAUAAUAACAGAGUGGACGAAAUCACCAUCUGCUCUUGUCUCGAUCUACCAUAGCCAAGACUUAGUCAAUGGAACUAGCGAAAACAUGACGACAUACGUCAAUUUACGAUUGGAAGACGUUAAAAUCCGAAUAAAUUUUAACGAUAGCUUGGUACCAUUUCACAAACUGUAUUGGACAUUUACUAGCUUACAGAUACGAAAUUACACUGAUAGUGGAGAGGUUAUAGUGGAUUUAGUUUCUAGUUCGAAAAGAUUCCCUUUUGAGAUGAAAUUGGAGAGUAUACUUGGCGAUUGUUUCAAUAAUCUUACUAGUCUCAUUUUUUAAUACAUAACUACGUAUAUUAUUUUUAUCACAAUUUACCUAUUAAGUAUUAAUUUUAUAUCGAGUCAUUAAAAAAUGAUCAUUUUCGUGGCAA